AUGAAGACCAUCGCUCUUGUGUGCGUGCUGUUGGGCGUGGCCGCCGCCCUCCCCGGCCUCCGUCAGCGCCGUGACUCCUCGGCCCUCUUCUACGAGCUGCCCUCCAACGCCUCCCUCAUCCUGGGCGGCAUCCAGACCGGCUUCGAGUGCGGCGACCUCCCAUACGGUUACUACGCCGACGAGGCCAACAACUGCGCCAUCUUCCACGUGUGUCUGCCCUACAUCGACAACGACCUCUACAUCACCCGCCACUUCUCCUUCAUGUGCGGCGCAGGCACCAUGUUCGACCAGGAGCGCCUUGUGUGCGACUUCCCCGAGAGCGCCCUUCCCUGCUCCGAGGCUGCCGCCUUCAGGAAGUCCAACGAGUACUUCGGCCGCGAGGACGUCAACUUCCUCGAGAAUAUAAGAUUCGAUCUCGUGGUCGUGCAACGGUCCGGGUCGUCAUCGGAAAUUCCUGUGUCGCUCCGUCGUUCGUGUGAAGACCUAGUCCGGCUCUCUGGAUCAUGA
Messenger RNA from Penaeus indicus, 507 nucleotides. Its product is annotated as U-scoloptoxin(01)-Cw1a-like. Gene Ontology annotation, molecular function: chitin binding. Gene Ontology annotation, cellular component: extracellular region. The record is from RefSeq and is a predicted model, not a curated record. The transcript is spliced from 3 exons. The coding region runs from base 1 to 507 and encodes 168 amino acids. Lineage: Eukaryota; Metazoa; Arthropoda; Malacostraca; Decapoda; Penaeidae.